Messenger RNA from Drosophila persimilis, 2212 nucleotides. RefSeq lists its product as uncharacterized. Gene Ontology annotation, cellular component: nucleus; transcription repressor complex. Lineage: Eukaryota; Metazoa; Arthropoda; Insecta; Diptera; Drosophilidae. The transcript is spliced from 4 exons. The coding region runs from base 9 to 2159 and encodes 716 amino acids. The record is from RefSeq and is a predicted model, not a curated record. Gene Ontology annotation, biological process: neuron differentiation; regulation of cell cycle process; negative regulation of transcription by RNA polymerase II. Gene Ontology annotation, molecular function: RNA polymerase II cis-regulatory region sequence-specific DNA binding; DNA-binding transcription repressor activity, RNA polymerase II-specific.
GAGGAAAAAUGAUGAACAUGAAUCCACUGUCCCAUCCCCCACUGCAGUCUCUGUCACAUCCACAUCUAAGCCAGCACCAGCAGCAGCACCAGCUUCAGGCCCAGCCACUGCAUCCCAGCCACCCGAACCAUUACGGCGAGUCCCAGUCCCGGGCAUUACCAGCAAUCAACGAGACAUUUCCGCAAUUUAGUCAACAUCGUCCGGCGAUUUCGUUGCUGUCCCCGCUGGAUCUGUCGCUGCGUGCAGCGGCCAGCAUUGUGCCAAUUACACCGCCAUCGACGCCCUCGCCGCCCCGCAAGCGCCAGAGAUUAAUGUCCGAGGAGAAUUACCUGUGGCGGCCGCACAUGGUGAACACACCAGCCCCAGCACCAGCUCCGGCCCCAGCUACGGCCCCAACUCCGGCUCUGCCUGCAACAGCAACAGCCUCUCAUGCUAUACUCGGGAUGCAGCCAGCCACCAGCUACUUUCAUCAUCUCCACCAUCACCAUCAUCAUCAGCAGCAGCAGCAGCAGCCGCCUCAUCAGGGGGGCAACUGCUAUGGCAUGCGCGGCUUUGAGGGGGCGUCGUUGUCCUUUAAUAAAAGUAAUUUUCACGAGACAAAAAAUAACUUUGAGCAAAUUCCGGCAAGUCAAUCGAGCGUGUCUCGCCCCUUUCCCGUUCCCGUUGCCAGCUCGCCCAUCUAUGUGGAUGAUGAGACCAUCGUGUUGACCGAGGACGAGGAUGAAACAGUUGUCAGUUCCCAUGACUACAAUGAGGAUGCCACGGACACGGAGGAAGUCAACGACGGUGAUGAUGAGACGGUCCAGGUUCAAGUCACUGACGAUGACGACGAUGAUGAGGAGGAGGUCUUUGUCGAUGUCCUGGGCAGUGACGAUGAUGAGACUGUGGACCUGCAGAGCCCCGCCUUGAGACUGCAGGACGAACUUCUCGACCCCAAGGCCCUGAAACGUAAUGAAGUCCUGUACGAGGACGAGGAGCUGCACAAUCAAGCCGUGGAUGGCUUGGCCCGAUUGUUUGAAAGGGACUUUCAACAGCCAGAGAUGGAGGCAGCCAAGGAGGAGCUAGCCGCAGCCCGAGAAGAGCUGCUCAUCGAGAAAACCUACACGGAUCUGAGUUGCGUUGGAGCUGGGGCCGAGCACCAGCCAUCGCCACUGAUGGCAUCCCUUCCCCCGGCAGCACCAGCUCCCCCCAUGCGGACACACAAGACCGAACGGAAGCGGGCCAAGCUACGCAAGCACACGGCCAUUGAUGAGGAGACCAUAAGUCCCGUGUCCGGCACCAUCAUACGCAAGCUGCGCGACGAUGAAGAGCUGGUCGUGCGCAAAGGUGACAUUGAUCCGGCUUUCAAUGUGGUGGAAAUCACCGAGGAGGCCAAGGCCAUCCUCGCCAGCAUCGAUAAUAAGAUUGGCGACUACUUGUGCCAGCUUUGUCGCACCAUCUACGACGAUGCCUUCAUGCUGGCCCAGCACCGCUGUCCCCGCAUCGUCCACAUCGAGUACAAGUGCUCCGAGUGCGAGAAGGUCUUUAAUUGCCCAGCCAAUCUAGCAUCCCACAGACGCUGGCAUAAGCCCAAAGCGGACGCGGCUGCGGCUGCGGCUACGGCUGGCAAGAAGCGACAGGGCACCCUGAGCGAAUCGACCGACCCCAACCAGGAGGCAGACAGAGUCCACGAUGAAGCUAGUGAUGGCAUCUAUCCGUGUCAUCUGUGCGGCAAGACCUUCCGACGCCAUGCCUACCUUAAGAAACAUCAGGCUUCCCACCAGAUGCUGGAGAAUCUCAAGAACCUCGACUUCUUCAAGGCCCAACAGCAGCAGCAGCAGCAGCAUCAACAGCAUCCACACCCCCUACCGGAGCACCCACAAUUACAACAGUCGUCGGCGCACGGCCCAGCUACUGCCACAACGUAUGGUCCCUUGCCCCGCCCUCCUCAUGGAAUACCCAUUUAUCCCCCGGCCGCGUCAAAGAGUUAUGUGGGUGGACAGCGCUUUCCCGGCUUUCCCUUCCAGCCCUUCGAUCAACGGCGCUUCUACUCUCUGGGCGAGUUCUAUCUGUCGCAGCACUUGGAGCGCUCCUCGGCCUUUCAGUAUGUCCAGGCGAAUCAUCUGAGGCAGCUGUCGAAUGUGGCCCAAAAUCUGCUGCCCCCGAUGCCCGUCAAAUGACCCAACCACACCACGAACGUACUGCGGCCCGUGCCCCGUAUUGCGGCCACCAC